Molecule: messenger RNA, 612 nt
Organism: Drosophila grimshawi
Lineage: Eukaryota; Metazoa; Arthropoda; Insecta; Diptera; Drosophilidae
Gene: Taf10
Product: transcription initiation factor TFIID subunit 10
Exons: 3
Coding region: 84-572 (162 amino acids)
Biological process (GO): transcription initiation at RNA polymerase II promoter
Cellular component (GO): transcription factor TFIID complex; nucleus; SAGA complex
Molecular function (GO): RNA polymerase II general transcription initiation factor activity; promoter-specific chromatin binding
Source: RefSeq, a predicted model, not a curated record
CUAGCAACUUGUUAGCACUACCAACGCGAUUUUCCAUUAAAGAAAGAAUUUGUAAACAAGAAAAAGUAAACAAAUAAAAAUUAAUGGCAUCAGAGGGCGAGGAAAUGGACAUGACGCCAGUAGAAAGUGAAGUUUCUGCAACAGAAACGGACACAGAAGCAGAGGACUGCAGCGUGGAAUCAGACGCAGAGAGUAUUGAAGUGGAAACUGUGCCAAUUUCCACAGAAGAAGCAGAAAUGGAGGAGCUGCUGGGACAACUGGAGGAUUACACGCCUACAGUGCCAGAUGCACUCACGAUGCGCAUUUUGCAUAGCUCUGGUUUUGCGUCUGUUGAUCCACGAAUUGUGCGCAUUAUUUCGGUGUCUGCCCAAAAAUUCAUUUCGGAUAUUGCCAACGAUGCUUUGCAACACUGCAAAACGCGUACAACAAAUAUUCAACACUCAAGCGGUCAUAGUUCCAACAAGGACAAAAAGAACCCGAAGGAUCGCAAAUACACCUUGGCUAUGGAGGAUUUGGUUCCAGCCUUAGCUGAUCAUGGCAUAACAAUGCGAAAGCCCCAAUAUUUCGUUUAAAAUUAAUACAAAAUUAAAAUUUAUUUAAAAUAAAAGUAAA